Molecule: messenger RNA, 545 nt
Organism: Camelus dromedarius (Arabian camel)
Lineage: Eukaryota; Metazoa; Chordata; Mammalia; Artiodactyla; Camelidae
Gene: MIX23
Product: mitochondrial matrix import factor 23
Exons: 5
Coding region: 142-510 (122 amino acids)
Cellular component (GO): mitochondrial intermembrane space; mitochondrion
Source: RefSeq, a predicted model, not a curated record
AAGGUAGCUGAUGCCCAGCCUUUCUCCAGUGACAAGUGAACAAAAUGACCGUCAUCAAAAUUUGUGAAGGAGGGACUGUGCUGUGUUGAUACACUCAUCAGAGUCAGAAAGUCCCCUGCUGUUUAGGAAUUACUCAAAGUGAUGAGGACGAUUGAUGACAGAAUAGUACACGAAUUAAACACUACAGUUCCAACAGCUUCCUUUGCAGGGAAAAUUGAUGCCAGCCAAACCUGUAAACAACUUUAUGAGUCUUUGAUGGCAGCUCAUGCCAGUAGGGAUAGAGUCAUAAAAAACUGUAUAGCUCAGACCUCAUCAGUAGUAAGACACCUCCGAGAAGAGAGAGAAAAGAAUUUGGAUGAUUUAACAUUAUUAAAGCAACUUAGAAAAGAACAGACAAAGUUGAAAUGGAUGCAGUCAGAACUGAAUGUUGAAGAAGUAGUAAAUGACAGGAGCUGGAAGGUGUUUAAUGAACGCUGCCGAAUUCACUUCAAGCCUCCAAAGAAUGAAUAAAAAGAUACUUUUUAAAAAAAAAAAAAUGGACCGGU